Molecule: messenger RNA, 2136 nt
Organism: Opisthocomus hoazin
Lineage: Eukaryota; Metazoa; Chordata; Aves; Opisthocomiformes; Opisthocomidae
Source: RefSeq, a predicted model, not a curated record
AUGUCCAAGCGUGUGUUACCACGCCCUCGACCUCAUUACACACCACAAAAGCCCAGCGGCCUCUCCUUCCUGGUCCGACGAUGCUCAGACCCGAAGGAACCCCGGUUCUGGGGUGAACGUAUUAUCUCUCCGACUCUGCUGCCACCUGCACCUGCUCCCGGUUUCGUCCCGUUUGCAGGAGCGUCUGUUCUUCCGCACGCACCAACCGAGUCCCCGCGCUUUGCUGUAGUCCUAACGCCAAGCACGCUGCGGAAGCAGCUGCUCCGCAAGCCGACCUUCCCUGCGCGAACGAACCCCCGGACCGAGAGGCGCGGAGAAAGGGAUCCCGAUGUCACCAAGGUGGUAGCUAAUGAAGCCACAGUCCUGGAUGUCCCCGCUGAGGUUAGCGGGCCACCCGCCAAACGUUCCCACAGGCUGCAGGAAGAGGAAAGCACAGCUUCCGAACACGAGCCAUGGCAAGCCAAGGUGCCGAGGAGUGGGAGUCAGCAGCUCGAGACCGGCUCAACCGCUGAGGCUAACGGUGGGUGCGAGGAAGAACUGGACAAGGGCGUGGAUCCCAGAUCUGCAGCAGAAAAAGCAGAGAUGGGGCAUAAAGAGGCGUGUCCAGGAGACCUGGAUCUGCUGUCGCCCUCAAGCAGGGUUCGACUCGGUGCUCGCUUGGUUGGAAAGCCUUGUGAGGUGCAUGCUCUGGCCAGCCAGGUCCAGAAGUGCCUGCAGGACUGCGGUGGCAGGGCAGCUGGGCAGGAAUCCCAGCAGCCCAGUCCUUCUGAAGGACAGAGUUCAGAAACUUGUGAGAAAGAGAGCAAAGCUGCCAAAGACUCCAAACCGGCAUCCCCAGAGCAUGGGAGAAAGGGCCCGCCUGAGGGGCAGGAGGACUGCACGGCGCUGGUGGAGGGUCAUUCUGGCAGUCCAGGCCCCCCACCAAAAGCUCUGUCCCAGAAGGAGACGGUGAAGCGCAGGUACCACUGCGGGGAGUGUGGCAAAGCCUUCCUGCAGCUCUGCCACCUGAAGAAGCACCGCUUUGUCCAUGCCGGCCACAAGCCCUUCCUGUGCACAGAGUGUGGCAAGAGCUAUAGUUCAGAGGAGAGCUUCAAGGCCCACGUGUUGGCCCACCAGGGCGUGUGGCCUUUCCAGUGCACCCAGUGCGACAAGGCGUACCGCACCAAGCGAGACUUGCAGGAGCACCAGGUCCUGCACACCGGCCAGCGCCCCUUCUCCUGCGAGCAGUGUGGCAAGGCCUUUGCACGCCGGCCCUCCCUCCGCGUUCACAGGAAGAUCCACCUGGCUGCCGGGACUGGCCCAGCUGGUCCCGAGGGAUGCCAGUGUGCCAUAUGUGGACGUCACCUGGCCAACCCUGGCUCCUUGUGCAACCACAUGCGCCUGCACACGGGGGAGCGACCGUACGCCUGUCCCUACUGCGGCAAGGACUUCCGACAGCAGAGCAACCUGCGCGAGCACCUCCGCCUGCACACGGGCGAGAAGCCCUACAAGUGCCGCUUCUGCAGCGACGCCUUCCCCAAGCUGCCAGAGCUGCGGCGACAUCUCAUCUCCCACACGGGCGAGGCCCACCUGUGCACCGUCUGCGGCAAGGCGCUGCGGGACCCCCACACGCUGCAUGCCCACGAGCGCUUGCACACAGGCGAGCGCCCUUUCCGCUGCGAGCGGUGCGGCAGGGGCUACACCCCGAGCCUCGCGCGCCACGCGCUCGCCCACAAGGCAGCAAAGGACCCCAAGGAACUCGCCACUGCGGUGGCCUCUCUUGCUGCGGACCCACCCCAGGCAGCAAGGGAGAGGCCUCAGAAGAAGGGCCACCAGGAGGGGGCUGCGGCAGAACCCACCUUGCUCAUGGUGGAGGUGCCGGGGCUGGCAAACGAGGCCAAGCUCCUGAUGGCAGCUGGCAGUCACUGCACUGCUACUUACCAGUCUCAAGGCAGUCCCCCAGAUCCUGGGGCACACAGGAGGCCCGCUGGGCAUCUGCCAUCAGCAAAGGACAUCAUCAAAAUCACCAUCUCCGAGGGUGAGGACAAGUGCAUUGUAGUGCAGGACGAGGGCUCACCAAGUGAUGUGGUCAUCAUCCAGGAGGGGGUGGGCUUCGGAGCAGUGGCAGAAGUGGUGGAGGUUGAGACUGGGACCUGA